This is a messenger RNA of Eremothecium sinecaudum, 441 nucleotides long. It is a transcript of the gene ATG31, whose product is annotated as Atg31p. Gene Ontology annotation, biological process: autophagy. Bases 1 to 441 code for a protein of 146 amino acids. NCBI's taxonomy places the organism in Eukaryota, Fungi, Ascomycota, Saccharomycetes, Saccharomycetales, Saccharomycetaceae. The record is from RefSeq and is a predicted model, not a curated record. Gene Ontology annotation, cellular component: phagophore assembly site. The transcript has a single exon.
AUGGAAUCUUUCUCUAUUGUUGCUAGGGAUAAGGUGGCAGUCUCUAAAUCGGGAUCACACAACGAUAAAGUCGGUAUUCCCCAUCCAGAUGAUUCUGCGCGUGACGCAGUAUUUCUAACGAAUAUAAAACAUAUAUUUGACGAUGACGACGACUAUACCAUCAAUCUGGGAGAGCUGGGUCCUAUCGAUUCGGAUGACGAUAUAGAGCACGUGAUACUUAUACAAGUGGAUAGUCAGUCCGAAGUAAAAAAGGUGGAGUUAAUUAGUGAUGAGUUUCAGCUCUUAAACUAUGAAUUGGAGUCCAAAAAUGAUCUUGUACUGAAUAUUUUGUCCAAGUUUCCAACGGAAAUUCCGAAUGAGAACUCAGUUGAAUUGAGUGAACUCAUAGCUAGGUACCGUAUGCAGAACAACCAUCUUGCGAAGUUAAUUAAUGAUCUAUAA